UCGUUCGCACAUGCAGUGUUGUCAAUAUAUUUUGCGGGUUAAAUUGUCUAGGGAAACCAUUUUCAAAGGAGAUAUUAAUGACACGAAUUCCAAUGAAUUUCACUACAAGGUAAACGAGGAAAUACAUUAUCUAAUUAAAAUAAAAUUUGGUUUUCUAAUGUGAAAACAUUUCUUUGUGAUCUGUAUAAAAAGAGUGGAUGUAGCAGAGGAGCAGUAAUUACUGACGCCCUGGAAAAAGGAAAACAAAGUCUGGAGUUGUUAUUUCUACCACCUCGCCAACUUAGCAAGAUUCGUGUGUCAAGAAAUGAAGUUUUAUGUUAUUUACCUGUGCCUCGUGGUUGCUUUGGUGCGGCCUACCUUAUGCAAGGACGAGAAGGACUACGUGUCGAAAGAUUCGUCCGCACUGCCUAAGGCUGAUUUACAUGGAACAACUCUCCAUUACCACUAUGAAAGCGAGGCCAAGCUGUUUGGUCCGGCAGAGGAAACAUUUCACAUCUCAGCUGAUGUAGAUGUGGAGUAUAUUGGAGAUGGCUUUGUAAACUACCUUGAUAACAACGCAUCGUCCUUCCUCAUGUUUAUGCGCAAUGUGUUUGUGCAAGUGAUUAAGGGAAAUGGCACGACCUCCGAGUCCGAGGCUCCCCUGUCUGCUGACGACCUGUAUGACCAGCCUACCUGGUUUGUUCAACUAGGGAACGGAACUAUUGCCGAGGCUAGGUUUACCAAGAAAGAUUUAGGAAAUACAGAUGUCAUGAAUUUCAAGCGCUCCAUUUUAUCAGCACUUCAAACAAAUUUGGUUCGUGACAAAGAAAAUGUCAUAGAGACAGACGUCAUGGGGACACACAAUUCACGUUAUAGUUUAACAGAGCUGCAGUUUGGAGAAAUAGAAGUCAAGAAGCACGUUUCCUCCAAGGACAUCUACGUCGACAAUAAUACUGACUUGGACACCGACGAAGUGGACAUCGAGACUGAUGAAGUCCAGCGUGUUAGUGGAGGUAUACUGACCAGCGUCUCCGGACACGUGCAGGUGUUUCAAAAACCCGUAGAACAGGAUGACACUACUGCCAACCCUGAGGAAGGGGGUAAUAUUGACCUUGGGGUAUAUUUGACCUCUAACGUGACCUUUACCUUGACCUUGCGUAAGCACGUUAAGCGUUCCGUUGAAGGCGUUCAAAGAAUUGAAGCAGUGGCCAACGCACAAUUCCAGAAACGGUCCUUGGUUGGACAGUAUGACCAGGUGUCUGGUGUGUACCAAAGAUGGACUAUUCUGAGGAAAAAGUUCGAUAAAGAAGAUAAGCUAAGUCAAGCUGUGACAAACUUUAUGAAAGAUCCAACAGAUCCGUCAAAAUGUAUGUAA
Lingula anatina is the source of this 1354-nucleotide messenger RNA. RefSeq lists its product as uncharacterized. Gene Ontology annotation, molecular function: lipid carrier activity. The record is from RefSeq and is a predicted model, not a curated record. Gene Ontology annotation, biological process: lipid transport. NCBI's taxonomy places the organism in Eukaryota, Metazoa, Brachiopoda, Lingulata, Lingulida, Lingulidae.